AAUGGGUUUUUAUGUACUUGUUUAGGUUGGCGUUUUGCCUGUUAUGCUAUUACUGUUUGCUGAUAUUUUUACACCAUGUGUGUAUCUAUCGGAGCUAAACGGUAAUCGUAGUGUCUUGUUCGGUGCAAAAUACGAUUAUGGCACAUCAUUUUACGUCAAGCGAAUUGCAAAAAUCCGUGGAUUUUAACAAUUAAUCAUAACAGAAAAAUAUUGCUUACAACCCCUGAUACUCACAAACAUACAUUAACUGAUUGAAGAAGAAAAAUCCGAAGCGCGUACAAACGGAAUUAAAAUUAAAAACACGGACAAAAAUACCAUUUUCAGAGCAUUUUACUCGAGUAAAUUUAAGAAAAUAUACAUGUGGAAAAUUUUAAUGAUUGUGUGCAUACGCUUCUAAACGAAUUGGCAACCAAACGAACGAAAAAGAUUCGCCUGAAAAUAGAGAGAGGAGAUAUAGAGAGAAACCGUACAAAAAUUGAAUAAAAUAUUGUGCACAACGAAGCUUAGUGACCUCAGUGGCUCAUUUAUGUAUGUGUGUAAGUUAAACAAGCGCACGACUUUGUGAUUAGUGAUGAUAGAAUGCAUAAAUUAUAAUGAACCGAAUUGAAAACAUUUGUAACAAUUUUCCAAUUAGGCCUGUUUCAUUUUUUAUGCAACAACAACAAGAAACCACUCUUUUGUUUUCCACACCGUCCACAUUUAUUUAUAAAUAAUGAAUGUUUGGCCGCAUUUUUCGCACUCGCCUACCUCGACGCUGGUUUCAACUGCAAGCUACAAAACCAUGUCAAACAUUUAGCGGAAAGGAAUGUUUUCAAAUAAAACAUGUUAGAGAAAUGGGGAGAGUGAGAGAGUGAAAAAAGUUAUGUUCCAUUGCCUCUGGUUAUGAAUAGUUCCUGAGAACUCGUAAAUCAAAUUCGAAUCACAAUCGCAUUAAUCACAUGCUCACGUGAUAGUGAAGUUGUGAAUUAUUCUUAAAAAAAAAAAAAUAGAGGAAAACUACCAACCCCCAAUAAGAAUGUAAGCAGAUUCGUGAUUUGCGCGCAUAAAUUUAGAAAUUGCGUGCGAAUUUCAUUAUUCUGCGAAUAUCCAAGUGAGAAAACAGGAAAAACGAUUGUAAUGAAAAAAUCGAAUGAGCGAUUGGCACGCGUGAUAGUUGAUUAUAAUUCUGAAUAGAUGACGCUUCAAACGAAAGCGACUUUCAAAAGCUAGCGAGAAAGCGACAGCAGCGCUACUACUACGUCAGUGUCUGUCAUGUGCUUCAUGUCAUUAAUGAAUCUAAUCAACACUAUCCAAUACAUGCCUAAUGCACAUCAUUUUUCAUUAUCAUUGCGGCUAAUAGUACCCAGUUCUUUUUUAAAUCGAAUUCAAUGAUUUUUUUUGUAAAUAUUGUGAACAUUCAGAUUUGCCAUUAGGUUUUUGUUUUGUAUUUAAAUUCGCUACAUUGAAAAUGAUAGGAUUUUAUUCAUUACUAACCACCGUCUUGUUAUUUGCAUUCAAUGUUCUAUUGACGAGAGCCGAUGAUAUUCUUGGAUGCGGUGGAUUUGUUAAAAGUCAUGCGGACAUUGAUUUCUCGAAAGUUGAAGUGAAAUUGUUAACCAAACAAGGCAGCUUAAAGGAUAAAACUGAUUGCUCACCAUCAAACGGAUAUUAUUUCUUGCCGGUUUAUGACAAAGGCGAAUAUGUGUUGCAAAUCUCACCACCACCUGGAUGGAGCUUUGAACCCGAACGAUUCGAAAUCAAUUUCGAUGGGAAAAAUGACAUGUGCAGCCAAGGAAAAGACGUGAACUUUGUGUUUAAAGGAUUUGGUAUUACGGGUAAAAUUGCCGGCAUCAGUGGCAACGUUAAAGAUGUAAACGUUGAACUUCGUUCAUCCAGCGGAGCAGACACUCGCAAAACGGUAUCCGAUAUUAAUGGCGUUUUCUAUUUUACACCGGUCAUUCCGGGUCAAUACACGAUCAAAGUCAGUCGUAAAAAUUGGUAUUUUGAAAAGUCGGAAUACGUUGUCACUGUUUCCAGUGGAAAUACUGAAUUGCCAAACAACGCGUUUGUCGUGUCUGGAUUUGAUGUGUCAGGAAGCAUACUUAGCGAUGGACAACCACUUCAGAACGUUGAAUUUGUUCUAUUGAACCGUAAAAAUCAACGUCAAUCAUCUCAAAAAUGCAGCUCAGUCAAUCUACCUCAAAUUACAUCAUCAAAUUCUGAAUAUGAAUCGAAAGCGUUAUGUACUGCAACACCAUCGGCGAGUGGUAAAUUUGAUUUCGAAUCGAUAGCACCUGGGAAAUAUUCGGUACAACCAUAUGUUCAAAGCAAAAACAUCCAAUUCCACAUUCAGCCAGAAUAUAUUGAAUUUGAAGUAAUCAAUGAUGCUGUUGAAUUGAAGCAAUCCUUUGAAAUCACCGGUUUUAGUGUGUUUGGUCGUGUUCUAUCUUCGGCAAGUGGUUUCGGUGUUGGAAAUGCAAAGGUUAUUGUGAAUGGCCAACAUGUGGCAACAACUCACACCGACGGUACAUACACAUUAAAAAAUAUCAAAGCCGAUACAUACAAAAUUACAGCCGAAGCCGAUAAUGUUCAAUUUGACGAGCGAAAUGUUAAAAUCUCAAUUGCAAAUCCAUCCAUUCCCGACAUUGUAGUAUCAGCAUUCAAAGUAUGUGGAUUGGUUUUAUCACACCAAUCGUAUACAAUUGCAAUCACCAAACAUGCAUCAACAUUCCAUACACAAGCUACAAGCCAAAAAGGAACUGGUGAAUGGUGCGCAUUUUUAUCGGCCGGUAAAUACUCAAUUCAAAUUUUAACCAGUUCAGAAGAUUUGGCAUCCGGUAUUCAAUUCUUCCCAAAACAACAAAAUAUCGAAGUAAAUACAUCACCAUUGUCUGGCAUAACAUUUUCACAGUUACGUGCAACCGUUACCGGUGACGUUAAAUGCUUAUCGGAUGGUGAAGGUACGGCUCAAUGCCGUGCAUCGACUAUAUCACUCAAUCCAUUGGAUGCUGAUGGUAAUCGAAAUGGUCAAGUGAUCACCGCUUCAUUGACAAAUGGAAAAUACAGUUUCUCAGAAGUCUUACCUGGAACCUAUGAAAUUGAGGUGUCAGUGCCAACGAAUUUACUAUGUUGGGAAAGCAAUACACUUACAUUAAUCGUUAAAAGUGCAACCGAAAUUGUACCAACCUUUGUUCACACGGGAUAUUUGGUGUCUGUCUCUAGUUCUCAUAAUACCAAGAUGGGCUACACUUUCCGUUCGUCAAAACCCAGUGAAUCGGCAUCGAAGGAAAUUUUCUUAGCACCCGGCAUCAAUUCAUUUUGUGUCGAUAAAUUCGGUCAUUAUGAUUUAACAUACUCUGGUUGUCAUACUUAUGAUUCAAUCACACCAAAAUCCUUUAAAACUGGUGAUGAAAAACCGGUUGCUGUAAAUGCGGUCAAGCAUCGUAAUGGUGUUCGCAUUUUAUCGGAUAUCAAAUCAACGUUUAAAGUGCUGGUUGAAUCGGAAAAUGGACAGAAAAAUGUUAUUACAUUCACCGAAGAAUCGAUUAAAGUUAAUGGCAAAUUUGCGUACCGUUAUGAUUUCGAUUUAAAACCAACAUCCAAAUUAAUACUCACUCCACAAAGUGACACCGUUCUAUUUACACCACAAUCAAAGGAUAUUUACGGUGCUAAUGACUGUGUUGAGAAUGGAUUUACAUUCAGCGCUGCAAAAGGUUUAAUAAUCAAUGGGAAAGUUACACCACCGAUAGCCGAUGUUAAAAUCACUCUAACAUUCAGUGAUAGUGGCGAAAAUGCACCAAUCGAAGUGCUAACAUCAUCGAAUGGUCAAUUCAAAUUCGGUCCAUUAAAUGGAGAUGUGGCUGUUAGUUUGUCAGCAUUCAAAGAAUCCUAUGUCUUCUCAGACUUUGACAGUGAACGUGGUGAAUUCAAAGCGCAUAAAUUAUGUGAAGUAAUUGCAACGGUCAAAGAUGAUCUUGGAAAUAAAUUGUCCGGUGUAUUGUUGUCAUUAUCUGGUGCCGAAAGUUAUCGGAAAAAUUUGGUCACCGGUGAAGAUGGAACGAUUAAUUUCCAUUCAUUAUCACCAAGUCAAUACUAUUUACGGCCAAUGAUGAAGGAAUAUCGAUUUGAACCAUCCUCAAAAAUAAUCGAUGUUAAAGAUGGCGAAACGGUUCGCGUUGAACUCAAUGGAAAACGGGUUGCAUUCUCUGUAUUUGGUUCGGUAAAUUCAUUAAAUGGUGAACCAUUUGGUGAUGUUGCUGUUGAAGCACGGGCCGAAGAGCGUUGCGGCCAACAUCAAGAAGAAUCAACAACCGAACCAAAUGGACAAUAUCGCAUUCGUGGCCUCCAACCCGGUUGUGAGUACACAAUUCGUGUACGAUCAAAUACUGAGAAUUCGGCAACAAUUGUCGACCGUACGGUGCCAACCGUUCGGCACAUUACUGUUGGCAAAGAAGACAUUAAUAAUAUUAAUAUUAUUGCAAUAAGCCCAUUGAAUUAUAUUGAUGUGAUUGCCAGAGUAACGGCAUCAAAUAACGAUUAUUAUAAAUCACUUCGCGCUGUUAUGUACAGAAAGGGUCAAUCGGAUAGUCCACUAUAUUCGCAACGCGUUGAAACACCGAUCUCAGUCAAGAGUCGCAUUAAUCCGGGCGCUUUAGUAUUUUUCCCUCGCAUUCCAUUCGAUGGUAAAUCGUAUGUUGUUGAACUGACCACAACAUUAUCAGAUAAAAACUAUAAAUUCACAUUGCCCAUUGAACAAUUCCAAGCAAAUCGUAGUACGAUUUAUAUUGAAUUGGACUUUACGCCGGAACUGCGUUCCAAUGAAAAUGAAUUCAAUGAAAAUUCAUUCUCUGCAUUGAUUUUACUUGGUUUGGUUGUGAUUGCGUUCUUUAAACAAGAAUUGGCAUUUGAAUUUUGCUCAUUUUUAUGGACCAAAAUAAAUGUCGUUGCCCAAACGGCCAUUAAUCAAGCAUCAUCGCCAAAGAAAAAAGACAAUCGCUUCGAUGCCACAUACAAUGAAAGUGAAAUUGAAAAACUGGCGCAAAGCAUAAACGCAACUAAAAAGAAGAACGUUCGAAAGACGUAAAGAGGGACCAUAUUGUUUUUUGUCGAAAUAAAACACCGUCAAUUUGUUUUUAUAAACCAAUACCAUCGAAUGCAAAAUACAAUUCGUUCCUCAUAAUAAUGAUUUCAUGUGCAGUAUGUAUGGUUUCCAUACAUUUCUUUUUAGAUUAUUUAAGAGAAUUAAUUAACGAGGAUCGACAAUUAUAUCCUCAACAUUUGCUAUCAAACGAAAAAAUUAAUUUAUUUGUAAAGAGGAGUUAUGUAAAUGAAUAAAGUCUGUAAACAUUUAAAGUACA
Contarinia nasturtii (swede midge) is the source of this 5336-nucleotide messenger RNA. Its product is annotated as nodal modulator 1. The transcript has 6 exons. Gene Ontology annotation, molecular function: carbohydrate binding. The coding region runs from base 1448 to 5062 and encodes 1204 amino acids. Gene Ontology annotation, cellular component: endoplasmic reticulum membrane. Lineage: Eukaryota; Metazoa; Arthropoda; Insecta; Diptera; Cecidomyiidae. The record is from RefSeq and is a predicted model, not a curated record.